AUGGACUGCCAUUAUUGCUCCAUUCCGUGGUCAGAAUGGGGGCGCCACCUUCUACAAGCAUAUUGCCUGACUUUUACGCGCACCCUCUUUCAAAAUGCAUCCAUGGAGCAGCUUCAACUUGUUCUUCCCCCCGCUUCCGCUCAGAAAAGUUACGAAGCCCAUAUGAAACUACAAAAAGCCUCACCCAACAUACUCGUUCUUCCUGAAGGUACAAUGGCAUUCUGGCUUGGUGAUCCUGCUUCCGAAAAGUUGAUAAUAUACUUUCCCGGUGGCGGCUACUGCCUCCCUGCGCUACCUGGCCACUUUAGCUAUCUCGGAGCUCUCUCCACAGACAUAAAAGAACAUGGCAAAAGCAUCGGUGUGCUAUUCCUUGCCUAUGAGCUUGCCCCCAAAGCCCGAUGGCCUCGUCAUAUGCCAUUCAGAGACUGGGAAAACAACCGUCAGACAUUAUUCUUCAGGGUGACUCGGCAGGCGCUCAUCUUGCACUUGCGCUACUAUCAACAUCUUGCUCACCCACAUCCUCAAGACCUCGUGCCGAGAUUUUCGGUUGAUGGACCCCUCAGAGGAACGAUGUUGUUGUCCCCUUGGGUUGAUUUCAGAACUGAUCACCCGAGCUCCAAUGAAAACGCGGAUAGAGACGUUAUAUCGGCUCAGACUUUGAAUAGCUGGGCACAGAUAUUUCUGGGUCAAACCGUGGAAGAUGAGUACAACUGCCCCGCCGACGCGCCAGCGGGCUGGUGGAGAGACCUUCCUGUUUCAAACAUCUUUAUUGGCGCGGGAGGAGACGAAGUCCUGUUGGAUCCGAUUAGGCAGACGGCCGAUAAGAUGAAGGCUGAACUCCCCGGCGUGAGCAUUAGUAUUGUGCCUCGAGAAUUCCAUGUCGAGCCAAUCACGGACUUUGCUUUGAAGGUACCCCCUGGGUUGCAGUUCAAGGUGAUGGCGUCAUGGUUGAACCGGACCUUUUUCGCAUUUCACUCCGAAAAGGAAUGA
Messenger RNA from Penicillium mononematosum, 990 nucleotides. Its product is annotated as Alpha/beta hydrolase fold-3. The coding region runs from base 1 to 990 and encodes 329 amino acids. The transcript is spliced from 4 exons. NCBI's taxonomy places the organism in Eukaryota, Fungi, Ascomycota, Eurotiomycetes, Eurotiales, Aspergillaceae. Gene Ontology annotation, molecular function: hydrolase activity. The record is from RefSeq and is a predicted model, not a curated record.